Messenger RNA from Drosophila innubila, 571 nucleotides. RefSeq lists its product as uncharacterized. The transcript has 3 exons. The record is from RefSeq and is a predicted model, not a curated record. Bases 1 to 537 code for a protein of 178 amino acids. NCBI's taxonomy places the organism in Eukaryota, Metazoa, Arthropoda, Insecta, Diptera, Drosophilidae.
AUGCGCACCAUAUUCAUUUUAUUGGGAUUCUUUCAUAUUUGGGUAACUCUCAAACUAACUUACAAUGAAGCAAUUGUAUUCAAGUUCACUAAUGCGGUUUGUGAGAGCUACAAUGAAUCCUGGUUCGUCUAUCACAAAUGUCGCCUAAAGGCUGUGAGUAGAAAUAAAACGACCUUGAACCUGAACGGAACGGUUCUGCAUCCUGCCUAUGACAUUGGUCUUCAUGCUCAAAUUUUUAAGAAGGCCAACGGAUAUAAGCCAUGGGUGGUUAAGGCUGAGCUUGAUAUCUGUCGGUUUGUCAAAAGGGCAUACAAUCCAGUUGCCAAAAUAGUUUUCAAUCUCUUCAAGGAGUUCAGCAACUUUAAUCACUCCUGUCCUUAUGUGGGUCCACAAAUUGUUAAUGGAUUUUAUCUAAGAUCGAAUUAUCUGCCGCACACUAUACCAACUGGAGAUUAUUUGUUAUCAAUGACGUGGCUUUUUGAUAAAAGACCGCAAUUCUCGACUAAAGUUUACUUUAUUUUUACAGAGGAUUUGUAAAAAGCAUCAAAAUAAAUAUAAUUUUAGGUAUUUU